Aspergillus ibericus CBS 121593 is the source of this 1881-nucleotide messenger RNA. RefSeq lists its product as uncharacterized. NCBI's taxonomy places the organism in Eukaryota, Fungi, Ascomycota, Eurotiomycetes, Eurotiales, Aspergillaceae. The record is from RefSeq and is a predicted model, not a curated record. The transcript is spliced from 7 exons. Bases 1 to 1677 code for a protein of 558 amino acids. Gene Ontology annotation, molecular function: copper ion binding; oxidoreductase activity.
AUGACGUCUCGGGACCACGCGAGCCCGUGGAUGGGCGCCGUCUCGCAGCCCUACCAGCCGCCCCGCCGUUCAUCCUUGCCGCAUGAAGCCCUAGUUGUCCCCACCGGGUUUGAGAUUAACCCGGCACAGCUGGGCGGCGCCGAUCUACGGCGUAACGCCUCGUGCAUUAUGCGACUUUCCGUUCCUUUCCUACUGUCUUCCCUAUCGUAUGUCCUUGGGGCUUCCAUCCCAUCCAUCUCCCACCAGCAGGAAUGUGUCAACAGUCCGACAAACCGCGCAUGCUGGCGCAACGGGUACAACUUGUCCACGAAUUACUACGAGGAGGUGCCCGAUACCGGAGUGGUCCACGAGUACUGGUUGAAUGUUGAAAACACUACGGCCGCUCCGGAUGGAGUUGAGCUCCCGGUGCAGCUGAUCAAUGGCUCUUUUCCAGGGCCCACGAUCAUCGCCGACUGGGGAGAUACCGUUGUGGUACAUCUCACUAACUCCCUCCAAACUAACGGCACUGGUCUGCACUUCCACGGCAUUCGUCAAAAUUGGGCCGACCAAAUGGAUGGUGUACCCAGCAUCACGCAAUGCCCCAUCGCUCCCGGACAAUCAUAUACCUACAAAUGGCGCGCAGUGGAGUAUGGCACUGGCUGGUACCACUCACACUUUUACGUCCAGGCGUGGGAUGGUGUCUUUGGUGGGAUUGUCAUCAAUGGCCCUGCUACGGCCAACUACGAUGUGGACCUUGGCCAUCUCUUUUUGAACGACUGGUAUCAUAAAACUGCCGACGAACUCGUCCUGCAGGCGUCCACCGAUGGACCGCCCACACCCCCCAACGGUCUGAUCAACGGAACCAAUACCUACGGCAGCUUGGGGUCUCGCUUCGAGACGACGUUUGAAGCCGGCACCAAAUACCGCAUCCGUCUGGUGAAUGCCACCGCUGACAAUCACUUCCGCUUCAUGAUCGACAACCAUACACUCGAGGUGAUUGCGACGGACUUUGUCCCGAUUCAUCCGUAUAACACCACCCAGCUCAGCAUCGGCAUGGGCCAGCGGUACGAUAUCAUGGAAGCCUGCUCCGAGACGGAUGCGUUGAACAACAUCAAGGGCAUUAUUCGCUACGACAACUCGUCCACAGCGGACCCCACCACCACCGUGUACAGCUAUACCGAUUCCUGCGCGGAUGAGGCCGCCUCCGACCUCAUACCCUACCUGACCAUCAACGCAUCGGACAGCUACGCGUACAGCACGGACGAGGACGUUGCCGUGCAAGAGCGCAUCAUCCACCUCCCCUACCGCGACCAGUGGGUCUACAUCGCCAUCCCCUCUCCCUUCGCCCAAGACCACCCGAUGCACCUGCACGGACACGACUUUUGGAUCCUCGCCUCGGGAUACGGCAACUUCGACACCUCGCAGACUGAUAGCUUAACGCUGGUGAAUGCCCCCCGCCGCGAUGUGGCCAUGAUGCCGGCGAGUGGAUACUUGGUGAUUGCGCUGAAGACUAACAAUCCGGGUGCAUGGCUCAUGCAUUGUCAUAUUGCGUGGCACACGUCCGAGGGCUUUGCGGUGCAGCUGCUGGAGCGUGCCUCGGAGAUCACGUACGACUAUGAGACGCUGAAUGGCACCUGCGCGAGUUGGAAGAGUUAUGUUGCGGCGCAGGAUGUGACGCAGCAUGAUUCGGGGGUGUAGGUGGGUAGAUCCAUAGUUUUUUCAAUAGGUGGUCUGGUUGACUGCCCUGGGAUUACAGCUCUUGGGCAAGGGUUUCAGACUUGAACAAUUAUUUCCACUGCCAUGGGCGUAAUUUUGUUGUUUUCUGUUUCUUUUUUGGAGGAAAAAAAAUUGAAGUGGAAUAUCGUCAAAGCCAGGAAGACGAUCAGCCCUCCUCUCAAACAC